AUGAAUCCAUUUAAACACAAUGAAGAUGAGGAAGGAUCCUCCUCAGCACAUAGAAACAAGCAAACAAUUCCUCACUUUAACAUUUCAAAACCAACUUUUGUCCAAGAGGAUGAUUAUGUUCAAAACUCACAACAUCAAGAUGUCAACUCUAAACUUUCAACAGCAAAAGAUAUUACCGAAAUAUUAUCCAUAAACAGAUCAAAAUUAAGUUUAAAUGGAUCUUUUGCAAAUGAAAAUUCAACUUUAUCACAUGAUAUUCCAUCCAAUAAUAAAAACCAUACAGAUAUAGCCUCCGUCCUUUCCAAUAAUAAAAGCCAUGCAGAUAUAGCCUCCAUCCUUUCCAAUAAUAUAGAUCUUCAAUCGGCUAGAUUAGUUUCCAAUAUUAAUAAUGAGUAUAGCAAUGAGUUUAUAGAGAUUCAAAAUAAUGUUAAAGAUGCACUUUCACUAAAAAGAUCCAGCUGGCUUAAUUCCUCAAAGGGUGAUUUAAGUUUAGAUGAUUCAGAGGACGAACGAGCAUAUGUUAAGAAUGAUGAGGAUGAGGAAGAGCAGGAAGAAACUAUAUCACCAAAUGCCAAUGCAAAUACUAGAAACUUAUCUUCUCAAGAUAACGAUAAUCUAGAGGUCAUAAGUUUAAAUUCUUACUACGAAAAUAUUGAAUUGAAAAAACUAAACUUGGCUACAAAAGGUAGGGACAAAAAGGAAAAUACACAAAACACAGAAUCAACUGAACAACUUCACUUUUCGGAUGAUGAAGGCAGAAAUGGUCCAGGUGAUAAUAAUAAUGAUGAUGAUGAUGAUGAUGAUGAUGAUGAUAAUAAUAUUAAGUACCCAUUAAUUUUAUAUGGAAAGUCCUUAAGAUUCUUUCACCCAUACAAUAGCCUACGUUUGUUAUGUGCCAGGAUUUUAUUACAUCCAUUUUAUAAAUAUGCUUCUCCCGGGCUUUUAUUAACCUACGCUAUUAUUUUAGGAUAUAGAUAUAACAACCCGGUCGAAAAUAAUGCAUUGUUUAAUUAUGGGUCCAAUUGGGCUGAUAUUGUUGCCAUAUAUUUUAAUGCUAUAUUUUCCAUAGAAAUAAUCCUAAAAUGUAUUGCUUUUGGUCUGUGGGAUGAUUCCGAAUUGCUUGAGGCUUAUGGAAAGCCCUACAAGGGUGUAGCUCAGCUUUUUGGGCUAUAUAAAUUAAAAAACUUUCUAGAAAGUAAUUAUGGUCAUCGUAUAGUCAAUUUUAUACUUCCAUUUAAACUCAAGCCUAUUAAAUAUGACUUUUUUUUAAAAAGGAGUAAAGUUACAUUUUCUGGAAAUAAUAAUUUGCACAAGUUACUUCCGACUGAAUUCCAAAUACCAAGAGCUUUUUUGAGGUCUAGUUGGAACAGAAUUGACCUACUAUCCACCAUAUUUUACUGGAUUAGUCUAUUUUUUGCCAUUAAUAAUUUUGACUUUAUAUAUGGUGUAAGAAUUUUCAAAGCUUUGGGUGCAUUGAGAAUAAUGAAAUUAACUGAUAUUGAUAGUGGGUUUGCAUCCGUACUAAAGAGCCUAAAAUACGGGUUUCCUCAGUUGUUGAAAGUUGGAUUUAUGCUUUUAUAUUUUUGGGUGUUUUUUGCUGUUUUAGGUGUGCAAAGUUUUAGAGGAUCUUUUAGAAGACAAUGUGUUUGGAUAAAUCCUGACAAUCCAAAUGACACCUAUCUAAAUGAGUUUCAAUUCUGCGGUGGAUAUCUUGAAGCCAAUACUAACAAAAAACUGCCAUAUGAAUAUGAGGAUGGAACUAAGGGACCCUAUUCUAAAGGCUAUUUGUGCCCUGCAAAUUCAAAAUGUAUUUCCUCUAACAAUCCAUACAAUGGUCGUGUUAGUUUUGACAAUAUUCUAAAUUCAAUGGAACUAAUUUUUGUCAUUAUAAGUGCCAACACUUUUACUGAUUUGAUGUAUUAUACCAUGGAUAGUGAUAAUAUGGCUGCUUCCAUAUUUUUCAUUGCUUCUGUUUUCAUCUUGACUAUCUGGAUGGCCAAUUUGUUAAUUGCAGUUUUAGUGGAAUCAUUCCAUUUAUCCAAUGAUAUCCAAAAAAAGAAAAAAAAGCGACCCAAUCCAAAAGAGGGAUUUUGGCCAAUUAGGAUUUCCAAGUACAUUAUAAAUUUCUUCAAGAAAAUGGCAUCGAGAAGAAAAAUGCCGCAAUUUAUGUGGAAAUGUGUUAAACUUUACGGAAAGAUUGAAUUUAUUUUCAUUAUAGCUAUUGUUGUGGAUUUAGUCGCAGGAACAACUUUAAAAAGUCACUCAACUCCAGAACAUGUUCAUAAGUUGUAUGUUAUAAGUGAAGUUGUAGCCAGUUUGUUACUUGCUGAAUCGAUUAUUAGAAUAUUCAUAUACUCAUUUAAUUUUUGGCUAUUUUUAGCCAAACCUCUCUAUGUUUACGAUUUAUGCAUUGCCCUUAUUACAUUUGUGAUCAACAUUCCAAGUGUGCGCGUAGCAUUGGGUCAAAAUUAUAAUUGGCUAUAUGCCUUUCAAGUUAGUAGGAUAUACCGACUUAUUUUAGCUGUUAGUUUUACUAGAGAUUUAUGGAUGUCUGUGCUUAAGAAUUUUGAGUUUAUUUGGGAUUUAGUUGCGUUUUAUUUCGUUUUUUUGAUUCUAGCGUCUAUUAUCAUAAGUAUUUAUUUUGAAGGGGUUAUCCCAAUUUCCGAUGAAGAUGAUAAUCAACUUGGCAUGUUUUCUUUGUCAAACAGUUUUAUAAGCUUAUAUGCAAUAUCAUCAACGGAAAAUUGGACUGAUAUUUUAUAUGCUUUGCAACAAUACUCGCCCACUAAGUUUGCGGCAUUUUGUGGUUCAGCAAUGUUGAUUUUAUGGUUUAUUCUUUCCUACAACGUGGUUUUGAAUAUUUUCAUUGCUUUAAUCGCUGAGAGUUUCGAUGUUGAGGAGAAGGAUAAAAAAAAAUUACAAGUUAAACACUACAUUAAACAUAUUUAUCCGGAAAAAAUAAAAAAUUUUACAAAUGUUCCCCUUUUGACCAGGAUUAAAAGAAAGCUUUUUUCUAAAUCAACCUAUGAAAAUCCAAAGGAUUUUCAACAGUUUUUAUUACGUGGUACGGCCAUUAUGAGUAUUGCUAAGGAUAUUGAAGAGUUUUCCAGUGACCCUAAAGACCACGCUAGUUCUUCCUUGUGGCAUAUGCUAAUUAUGUACAAAAACAAAAUAUUAGAACGCACAAUGGCAAAUACGAUAUUUCAUGAAAACCCAUUUUCAAAAAAUACAGAAAUUGUUGUGACACAAUCAGAUUCUGUGGAUUCUACAAAUGGAAAAAAUAUUGUACUUAGAUUGAAUGACCAUGAAGAUGAAAAAAUUUCGUAUUUGUUGGAACAUCCCACUUAUAAUAGCACCUAUUUUUUCUUUCUACCAAACCAUCGGCUCAGGAGGUUUUGUCAGAGACUUGUACCUUCUAGUUUAGGUAACAGAUUUGAUGGAACUAAAUUUAUCAUUGACGAAACUAACAAAGUGGAUCGCAACAGAUUUUUUUUCCAUUGGGAGCGUGAUGUUUUCACUGGAUUUACCCUUAUUGUUACUAUUGCCAUGGUGGUUACUACCUGUUAUUUUACUCCACUAAAUAGAGCAACAUACAAUGACGAGUGGAAUUGGUUUAUUCCACUGGAUGGGUUUUUUGUUGGUGUUUUUACUUUAGAGUUUGUAAUAAAAACAAUAGCUGAUGGUGUUUUGCUCUGUCCCAAUGCAUAUUUGAAAAACUCUUGGAAUCGUAUAGAUUUUGUCGUCUUGGUUUCUAUGUGGAUAAAUUUUAUUGCGUUAUCGUUAAACAAUGGUUACUUAUCGAGAGCUAUCAGAGGGUUGACAGCGCUUAGAGUGUUAAGAUGCAUCACUAUUAGCGAAACUGCACGGAGUACGUUUAAUUCUGUUCUACUUGAUGGUGUGGCUGAGAUUGCAAGUGCAUGUGCCAUUGCAAUGACUUUAUUGUUUCCAUUUGCGGUGUGGGGCAUCCACUUACUACGAGGAAGAUUGGGCGUAUGCAAUGACAAUAGUUUAGGUUUAGCUUCGUGCUAUAAUGAGUUCAGCAGUACGGUUUAUAAUUGGGAUAUUUUGAUGCCAAGGGUAUAUCAAGAACCACCUUUACAAUUUAAUUCUUUUUCCAAGGCAUUUAAGUCUUUAUUUGAAAUUGUAUCUUUAGAAGGCUGGGUAGAUUUACUAGAGAAUGCUAUGAACAGUAGUGGGGUAGGGUCACCCACCGCAACUUUUGCUACACCUGAAAAUGGGAUUUUUGUGAUUUUGUUUAACUUUGUUAGUAUUGUUUUCAUUUUAACCUUUUUUGUGUCUUUGAUUAUUACACACCAUAGUAAAUCAACGGGGACUGCAUUUUACACCAUUAAAGAAAAAUCAUGGUUGGAGGUUUCUAAAUUGUUGUCGCAGCUGGUUUCUACUGCAGUUGCAAGUUUGCCAUCAAUUGCAUCAUUGACGUAUACAUGUUUUGGAGAAGGUUGGAAUUACAUAAUGAACGAUUUGACCGUUGAGCAGCCCUUUUGUUACACUGAUGACACGACCGGAGAAACUGAUUGUGGAAACUCGGGCUAUGCACUAACCUUGAUGAUGUCUUGGAACAUUAUUUCGAUGUACAUAUUUCUUAAUAUGUUUAUAUCAUUGAUUGUGCAAAAUUUUUCUUAUGUGUAUCAGACGAGUGCUACAAAAUCAGUAGUUAAUAGGCAUGAAAUCUCGAAAUUUAAGAAAGCUUGGAAGGAGAUUGAUCCAGAUGGAGUAGGCUACAUCCCUUAUCAAAAACUACCUUCUUUGAUGCGUUCCUUUGAUGGUCCUUUAUCCUUUAAGUUAUGGGAAGGAAGAUUAACUAUUAAUAAUUUAGUUACAAAUUACAUGAAAAUUGAUCCAAAUGAUCCAUAUAAUGUCCAAGUUGAUUUACUUGGAUUGAAUAGAGAAUUGGAGAAUGUAGACCUAGUUAAAGUUACAAGGAGAAAUUUAAAUUAUAGAAGGUUUAUUCAAGAGGUUUAUGAAACACAUUCAGAAUAUGGUGCCGUUAAGAUGUCUAAAUUACUACAACAAUUACCGUUAUACACGUGCUAUGAUGCCCAACAGUGUUUGGUUAUUGAUGAGUAUGUAAAAUGGACUUAUACAAGAGACAUUGUUGAUAAAAUUAUUACAAACCAUAGGGCAUUAGAUGUCUUGGACAUGAUUAUCACUCGAUACAAAUAUAAAAAAUAUUUGAAGGAUUUAAAAAAGGAAAACGAAAAUAAUACUAAUGAAAAUAUUAAUCCUAACGAAUCUUUUCAAAGAGAAGGUUCUUACAGUUCAUUAAAUCCUUUCCAACCCAAAAUAAACGCAACUGAGUAUAUGAACCCUUUUGAAGAUCCUUCCAGAUCAAAUAGCAUGGUGUCUACGCCAGUUAAUGUCCAAUUUGAUACAUACGUAUGGUCACCUGUAGAGCCUGAUAGGCAUUGGAAGAGGAAAACAAACAUUAGGACUUCAAGUGAUAUUGAUGACGAUCCAAAAAAUCCUUUUGCAUGA
Saccharomycodes ludwigii is the source of this 5496-nucleotide messenger RNA. RefSeq names its product calcium channel protein CCH1 (gene CCH1). Lineage: Eukaryota; Fungi; Ascomycota; Saccharomycetes; Saccharomycodales; Saccharomycodaceae. Gene Ontology annotation, cellular component: voltage-gated calcium channel complex; membrane. Gene Ontology annotation, biological process: calcium ion import across plasma membrane. Gene Ontology annotation, molecular function: high voltage-gated calcium channel activity; calcium ion binding. The record is from RefSeq and is a predicted model, not a curated record. The transcript has 3 exons. Bases 1 to 5496 code for a protein of 1831 amino acids.